Messenger RNA from Pezoporus occidentalis (night parrot), 2236 nucleotides. Its product is annotated as signal transducer and activator of transcription 2-like. Gene Ontology annotation, molecular function: DNA-binding transcription factor activity, RNA polymerase II-specific; RNA polymerase II cis-regulatory region sequence-specific DNA binding. The record is from RefSeq and is a predicted model, not a curated record. NCBI's taxonomy places the organism in Eukaryota, Metazoa, Chordata, Aves, Psittaciformes, Psittacidae. The transcript is spliced from 10 exons. Gene Ontology annotation, biological process: regulation of transcription by RNA polymerase II; cell surface receptor signaling pathway via JAK-STAT; defense response. The annotation marks the transcript as partial.
CCACAGACGCUGAAGGAGCAGAAGGACAGCCGGGCCGGCAAGGGCAGCAAAGGCGGCGGCGAGGGCCCCCUGGUGGUGACGGAGGAGCUGCACCUCAUCACCUUCACGCUGGCGUACGCGUACUGCGGGCUGGAGCUGGAGCUGGAGACCUCCACGCUGCCCUUCGUCAUCAUCUCCAACAACAGCCAGCUCUCCAGCGCAUGGGCCUCCAUCCUCUGGUUCAACAUGCUCAGCCCCGACCCUAAGCCCCAGUUCCAGUUCUUCUCGGCCCCCCCCGCGGCGCCGUGGCCGCUGCUGGCGCAGGUGCUGAGCUGGCAGUUCCAGAGCGUGGCCGAGCGGGGCCUGGCCCGGGAGCACCUCCUCAUGCUGGCCGAGAAGCUUUUCGGCUCGAAGCCAUCUCCAGAGAGCACCUUGAGCUGGACCAAGUUCUCCAAGGAUGGUGCCGCUGGCUUCUCCUUCUGGGCUUGGCUGGACGGGAUCCUGGGGCUGCUCCAGGAGCACCUCAAGCAGCUCUGGAAGGAUGGGCUCAUCCUGGGCUUCGUGAGCCGGAAGCAGGAGAAGAAGCUGCUGAAGGGGAAGAGGACGGGGACGUUCCUGAUCCGGUUCAGUGAGAGCAUCCUGGGGGGGGUCACCUGCACCUGGGUGGAGCAUCCUGAGAGCGGGCCCCCCGCGUUCCGCGCCGUGGUCCCCUACACUGCGGCCGAGCUGGUGUCCCUGGCGCUACCCGACAUCAUCCGUGACUACCAGCUGCUGGUGGAGGAGAACGUCCCCGAGAACCCGCUCCAGUUCCUGCACCCCAACAUCCCCCGCGACGAAGCCUUCGGGCCCUACUACAGCAAGAGGGAGGAGGGGAACCUGAUGGAGCAGAAGAAGUACCUGAACCGGCGCCUCAUCCGCGUGUCCUCCAGGCAGGCCAAUGAGUCGUGGCAGACAGAAGAGGAGCUGGUGACAGCCACGGAAAACCUGGAGACGCUGAAGCUGCAGCCUGGCAGCUCCGGGGCGCAGCAGCCCAGGGAGCCAGGGAUGCUGCAGGUCGUGCCUGAGAACCGGGGAUCGGCGCAGCCCACGAGCCCAGGGACAGUGCAGGUGAUGGCCACGAGCCCUGCGCUGCUGCAGCCACAGCCCCCAGGCCUGGAGCCAUCGCAGCCGCUGCAGGUCGCAUCAGGGGUCUUGGAGGUGCUGCAGCCGGGCAUUGGGAGCAUGGAGCCGCAGUUGGUGCUGCAGCUCAUCCCCGAGGGCCAGGGGAUGCUGCAGCCGGGACCGGGAGCUGUGGCGAUGCUGCAAGUGGUGCCUAGAGGGCAGCCGGUGCCCGGGGAUGCAGGGAUGCUGCAGCCCGUGCCCGGGGACAUGGGGAUACCACAGCCAAUGCUUGGGGAUACAGGGAUGCCACAACCAGUGCCUGGGGAUGCGGGGAUGCUGCAGCCGGUGCCCGGGGAUGCGGGGAUGCUGCAGCCGGUGCCUGGGGAUGCGGGGAUGCUGCAGCCGGUGCCUGGGGAUGCGGGGAUGCUGCAGCCGGUGCCUGGGGAUGCAGGGAUGCUGCAGCCGGUGCCCGGGGAUGCGGGGAUGCUGCAGCCGGUGCCCGGGGAUGCGGGGAUGCUGCAGCCGGUGCCUGGGGAUGCAGGGAUGCUGCAGCCGGUGCCCGGGGAUGCGGGGAUGCUGCAGCCGGUGCCCGGGGAUGCGGGGAUGCUGCAGCUGGUGUCAGGGGCUGUGGAGCCGCUGCUGGUCCCUGAGGAGCCGGGGCCGCUGCCACCGGAGCUGAGGGACCUGGAGCCGCUGCCCGGGAGCCUGGACAUGCAGGAGCUCCUGCAGUCGCUCGCAGAGGGCUCGGGGACCCUGGAAGCGCUGGAAGCGGCGGAGCUGAUGCCCAGCGCCCUGGAGGCCGCGGAGGGGCAGGGCCCGGGCCCGGGGCUGGAGGGUGAGUGCCGGGGCCGGAGGGGACAGGGGCGCCCCUUCGGCGCUGAGCUCCGGCCGCCCCCCGCAGGCAGCGCCGCGCUCCUGGAUGCCCACGACCCGUUCCUGCCGCAGCCCGAGGACGCGGCGCUGCCCGCUGCCGUCGGGUCCCUCUUCAGCACCGACUUCCCCCCGCUCCACAUCGAUGCCAACGACUUCCAGUGACGCCCCCCCCCCCCCGGUAAAUAAACCUCAUCCUCUCUUCCUACCCGGGUUUGUGCCGCACGCACGGAGCCGCUCGCCUCCUUCAGCCCUUUAUUCGCAACCCAUAAAUACCCGCGAUAAA